Messenger RNA from Talaromyces marneffei, 894 nucleotides. RefSeq lists its product as uncharacterized. Bases 1 to 894 code for a protein of 297 amino acids. Lineage: Eukaryota; Fungi; Ascomycota; Eurotiomycetes; Eurotiales; Trichocomaceae. The transcript has 4 exons. The record is from RefSeq and is a predicted model, not a curated record. Gene Ontology annotation, biological process: lipid catabolic process.
AUGAAGGUUCUUUCUGCGAUUGCCACAGGAGUUAUGCUGGCAUGGCCUGCUGCUGCUGCACCUAAUCCAAUCCAUCCCCGCACAAUAUCUACAUCUGUUUUCGAUAACCUGAAUCUUUUCGCACAAUAUAGCGCCGCAGCGUACUGCGCGCCCAAUAUCAACACCACCGGAACUGCUCUAGCCUGCAGCGUGGGCAAUUGUCCGGCAGUAGAAUCUGCUGAUACUACAAUUCUAUAUGGCUUUAAUGAUUCAUGGGGUUUUGGUGACGCGGCAGGUUAUAUCGCGGUCGACAAGUCAAAUGGAUAUAUAGUCGUAGGCUUCAGGGGGAGCCAUACUUUGCCAAAUUGGCUUGCCGAUCUGGACAUUCUUCUGGUUGAUGCCAGUAGCAUCUGCCCGGGCUGCCAAAUCCACCAAGGCUUCUGGAAUACAUGGAAAGCUGUGGCUAGCAACGUGACAUCGCAAGUUCAAUCCGUUAUUAGCGCUUAUCCGGGUUAUACUCUGGUUGUUACCGGUCACAGUCUUGGAGCAUCUCUUGCCGCUAUUGCGGCGACGGUGUUUCGUGCUUCGGGAAUCGCUGUUCAGUUGUAUAACUACGGCCAGCCUCGUAUCGGAAAUUUGGCUCUAAUCAACUAUAUUACAAGUACUGAGACGUCGAAUAACACCUACCGCGUCACUCACUCAGUCGAUGUUGUCCCACGGCUGCCGCCUAAGAUUCUGGGAUACCAUCACUUCGGCCCUGAAUACUGGAUUACCAGUGACAACAACGUGACUGUCAGAGAGUCAGAUGUUGUUCAAGUAGUCGGCAUCGACUCAACUGGUGGCAACGGUGGAACGAUUACCUCUAGUAAUACUGCCCAUUACUGGUACUUUGGCCCCAUCACCAUUUGCCCUUGA